This is a messenger RNA of Centruroides sculpturatus (bark scorpion), 543 nucleotides long. RefSeq lists its product as uncharacterized. The record is from RefSeq and is a predicted model, not a curated record. Gene Ontology annotation, molecular function: oxidoreductase activity, acting on paired donors, with incorporation or reduction of molecular oxygen; heme binding; iron ion binding. The coding region runs from base 40 to 402 and encodes 120 amino acids. The transcript is spliced from 3 exons. NCBI's taxonomy places the organism in Eukaryota, Metazoa, Arthropoda, Arachnida, Scorpiones, Buthidae.
AGAAUUUUGAAAUAUUUUUCUGAAUGGCUACUAAAUCCAAUGUACUGGCUUUCCCCAAUUUUCUCCAUGAGUAAAAUGGGAAAAAAUUACAAGAGAGACGUUGAAAUAAUUCGUCAUUUCGAUAAAAAGGUUUUCAAGAGAAAAAAAGAGAAGGAAAUGCAAGUGCAAUAUUCCUUAAAGAAAGAAACACGAUAUGAAGAGGAACCAAAGAUGAAAAUAAAACAGCGUAUUAUAGAUGCAUUGUUGGAUCUUAAUGUCAAACAUGGUUUAAUGUCGGAAGAAGACGUUAUCAGAGAUAUGGAAGGCAUUAUUUUUGCGGGUUACGAUACAACCGCCCACACUGUCAUGGACUCUUUAUUUCUUGGGGAGAUUCCACGAAAUACAAGAAAAACUGUAUCUUGAAUUGCAAGAAAUUUUCAAAAAUGAUAUUAAUAGGGAUAUUACUAUCGAUGAUCUGACGAAAAUGACGUAUUUAGAAUGCGUAAUUAAGGUAACUUUUUAAAUUUCUUUAAAUACACUCAAGGAUUACUUUCAUACAUUACA